This is a messenger RNA of Motacilla alba alba, 820 nucleotides long. It is a transcript of the gene PTTG1, whose product is annotated as PTTG1 regulator of sister chromatid separation, securin. The coding region runs from base 185 to 751 and encodes 188 amino acids. Lineage: Eukaryota; Metazoa; Chordata; Aves; Passeriformes; Motacillidae. The transcript is spliced from 6 exons. The record is from RefSeq and is a predicted model, not a curated record. Gene Ontology annotation, biological process: chromosome organization. Gene Ontology annotation, cellular component: cytoplasm; nucleus.
UCUGGUGCUCCGGAGCGGGUCGCGCUUGGUUUAUCCUGGCCUUUCCUGGGCUGGUGCGCUCUGGGAUGAGCUGAGGGAUCGUGGGACGGCCGCGCUGGGACUGCCAAUCUUGCUUUGUGCUUCGGGCUGUACAGAGAAAAGGAGUUUCGUCCAGAGAAAGGCGGGUAGUCUCAUCAGUCUGAAGAUGGCAACUCUGAUCUUUGUUGAUCAGGAGAACAGUGACCUUCCUGCUCCCAAGAGUCACCUGAAGCUCCCUUCAGGAUCUUCAAAAGUCUUAGCUGAAAGAACACAAGUUAACACUCCCCUUCCUAAAAAAGCAAUCGGUACUUCUCCAGUCGCAUCUCGCUCUGUCAGAAAGGCUCUUGGAAAUGUGAAUAAAGCUGAAGGAGUCACGAGCAAGAGGGAUAACCUGAUACAGAAAAGUCAGCCUUGCACUGUGAACAAAACUGGAUUAGAAAGCUGCCAUACAGUGGCUGAAGAAGAUUGGCCAGAAAUAGAAAAUAUGUUUCCUUUGGAUCCUGAAGAAUUUGAGUGUUUUGAUCUUCCUGAAGAAGACAAACUAAACAUCAACCUGUGUGGCAUUCCCAUCAUGGUAUUUGAGAGGGCAUAUGACAGAUAUGUGAACAUGGCUUCUUCACCAGGGAAGACUGAAGAGCUUUCAUGGGAAUCCAACUUGCUACAAUCAACUGCUGACUUCCUUGCUACCCUUGAUGAGAUCAUUGACAUGCCACCUCCAAUUUAUGAUGUUUAAUGUGUGCUCUGAAGUUUGAGAUCCAAUUUCAUAUAGUUCUGUAUUGUAAUAAAGGCUAGUUUUACCUAA